This is a messenger RNA of Mercurialis annua (annual mercury), 864 nucleotides long. Its product is annotated as cytochrome b5. The transcript is spliced from 3 exons. Gene Ontology annotation, cellular component: membrane; intracellular membrane-bounded organelle. The record is from RefSeq and is a predicted model, not a curated record. Gene Ontology annotation, molecular function: heme binding. NCBI's taxonomy places the organism in Eukaryota, Viridiplantae, Streptophyta, Magnoliopsida, Malpighiales, Euphorbiaceae. Bases 219 to 623 code for a protein of 134 amino acids.
CUGUUUUAUCUGUGUCUUCUCCGGCCUGAAUCAUCUAAAACUACACUUGAGCGCACGGCAGGUCAUCUAAAAAGCUGCGCCUUUAGUCUUCGUACAAUCAAACUACAAACUAAAAUAAGUAACCCCAGCAAACACUCAACAGAGACACAAACAGAUUUUAUCGAACUCUCCAUUUUUAAACAGUACUCAACUCCAAAAAGUUUUGAGUUAGUUUGAGUAUGCCUACUAUCACAAAGCUCUAUUCAAUGCCUGAAGUCUCUCAACAUAGCACCAAAAAUGAUUGCUGGAUUGUUAUUGAUGGAAAGGUAUAUGAUGUGAGUUCAUAUUUGGAUGAGCACCCAGGUGGAGAUGAUGUUGUCCUUGCUACAACUGGAAAAGAUGCAACCGAUGACUUUGAAGAUGCCGGUCACAGUGAUGAUGCAAAGAAUCUAAUGGAAAGCUUUUGCAUCGGCGAGCUUGAUUCAUCUGAUCUAGCAAUCCCAGAACUUGAAAUUUCGUCCAAGAAAGAAUCGUCUGAUUAUGCUCUGCAGGUCAAGGAAUUGACAAAGCAAUAUUGGACCGUUCCUGUAGCCAUUGUUGGCAUAUCUGUGGUGGCUAGCUUCUUGUAUUUGCGUAAGAAAUAGAGGAAGUGCAGUAUUUUUCACCUUGGUUUUGGCUGCUGAGAGGGGAAGUGUUGUCACAGUUUUGAAUAAUUAGGGGAAAUAGUUCCCAUCAUAUUUUUAUAAUGUCGGGAACUUUUAUUUAAAAGAAUUGGUAGAUAAACUGCAAGAUUUUGUUCCCAUCAUUGCAAGAGUUUAUACUUGAAAAAAGUUGGUGAUGAUUGGAUACACAGUUUUUGUUAAAUAUACCUAUUUUUCUUCUGAA